Messenger RNA from Drosophila melanogaster (fruit fly), 251 nucleotides. RefSeq lists its product as uncharacterized. Bases 5 to 151 code for a protein of 48 amino acids. The record is from RefSeq and is marked reviewed. NCBI's taxonomy places the organism in Eukaryota, Metazoa, Arthropoda, Insecta, Diptera, Drosophilidae. The transcript has a single exon.
AGAGAUGACGUUGAUACUACUGGCUGCCCUGUCGAACAUCUACACCGGGAUGUUCAACUACGUGAAGGCCAAAUUCCCGUUCGUGAUCGAGGCCGCCAUGGUGACCCUGUGCUUUGGCUCCAUCGUGGGUCGAUUCUGCAUAAUGGUUUAGAAGAAAACUGAGGAGACUCGAGACUGUGCGAAUCGAAGGAACUUUAUGUAUAUUUAUAUGGAUGUGUCUUGUGGCCUUAUGUGAAUACAACUAAAAACUU